Molecule: messenger RNA, 7900 nt
Organism: Molossus molossus (Pallas's mastiff bat)
Lineage: Eukaryota; Metazoa; Chordata; Mammalia; Chiroptera; Molossidae
Gene: DIP2C
Product: disco interacting protein 2 homolog C
Exons: 38
Coding region: 155-4921 (1588 amino acids)
Source: RefSeq, a predicted model, not a curated record
UUCCGCCGCGGCCCUGCUAGGAGAGAAGUGGCUCCGUGGGACCCGCUUCAUACCUGUCACUAGUGCUUCGCCCCGACACCCCACUCUCUCUGCACUGUGGAGACCACCCUGUCUGCUUGCUGCUCCAUGAGAUCGUCCAGACCCCAGGAGUGACAUGGAUAUAUUCUGUGACAUCACCCAAAAAGGAUAUGAAAAGAAGAGGUCGAAAUUAAUUGGCGCCUACCUGCCGCAGCCUCCGACAGCGAACGGAGCUGCCGUGGCCCGGUGUAGACUGCAGCACGGUGAAGGCGCCCCGAGGAGAACGCCGCACUCCGGCCCCGUCGCGGUGUGCGACAUCAGAGAAGCCUCCGGCAGGGAGCGGGUGGCCAGCACCGCGGGAAACCGGCCUCUGUUUUACUUUCGUUUCGGGGUGGAUCAAGCUUUGCCGCCAGAGCGCCGGGCUCCGGUUACUCCUUCCUCUUCCUCUCGCUAUCACCGCCGAAGGUCCUCAGGGUCGCGAGAUGAGCGCUAUCGGUCGGACGUCCACACAGAAGCUGUUCAGGCAGCACUUGCGAAACACAAAGAAAGGAAGAUGGCAGUGCCUAUGCCUUCCAAACGCAGGUCCUUGGUUGUGCAGACCUCGAUGGAUGCCUACACGCCUCCAGACACCUCCUCUGGUUCGGAAGACGAAGGCUCCGUGCAGGGUGACUCCCAGGGGACACCCACCUCCAGCCAGGGCAGCAUCAACAUGGAGCACUGGAUCAGUCAGGCCAUCCAUGGCUCCACCACCUCCACAACCUCUUCCUCAUCCACCCAAAGUGGGGGCAGCGGUGCCGCCCACAGGCUGGCAGACGUCAUGGCCCAGACGCACAUAGAAAAUCACUCUGCACCUCCUGAUGUAACCACGUACACCUCAGAACACUCAAUACAGAUGGAAAGGCCACAAGGCUCAACGACAUCGCGGACGGCACCAAAGUAUGGCAACGCCGAGCUCAUGGAGACUGGCGAUGGAGUGCCGGUAAGUAGCCGGGUAUCAGCAAAAAUUCAACAACUUGUCAACACUCUCAAACGACCAAAACGACCACCGUUACGGGAAUUCUUUGUUGAUGACUUCGAAGAAUUGUUAGAAGUCCAACAACCAGAUCCGAACCAGCCAAAGCCAGAGGGAGCACAGAUGUUGGCCAUGCGAGGAGAGCAGCUGGGUGUGGUUACGAAUUGGCCUCCAUCUCUAGAAGCUGCAUUACAGCGGUGGGGGACCAUCUCACCAAAGGCCCCGUGCUUGACCACAAUGGACACAAACGGGAAACCUCUGUACAUCCUCACUUACGGCAAACUGUGGACAAGAAGUAUGAAGGUUGCUUACAACAUUCUGCAUAAAUUAGGUACAAAGCAAGAACCGAUGGUGCGACCUGGAGAUAGGGUGGCACUGGUGUUCCCCAACAACGACCCUGCUGCGUCCAUGGUGGCCUUCUACGGUUGCCUGCUGGCCGAGGUCGUCCCCGUGCCCAUAGAAGUACCGCUCACGCGAAAGGACGCAGGAAGCCAGCAGAUCGGCUUCCUGCUCGGCAGCUGCGGAGUUACCGUUGCCUUGACCAGCGACGCCUGCCACAAGGGACUGCCCAAGAGCCCCACGGGGGAGAUCCCGCAGUUCAAAGGUUGGCCAAAGCUCUUAUGGUUUGUCACAGAGUCAAAACAUCUCUCCAAACCUCCCCGAGACUGGUUCCCACACAUUAAAGAUGCAAAUAACGACACGGCGUAUAUCGAGUAUAAGACGUGCAAGGACGGAAGCGUGCUUGGGGUGACCGUGACGAGGAUCGCGCUGCUCACCCACUGCCAGGCCCUCACGCAGGCGUGUGGCUACACAGAAGCGGAAACCAUUGUGAACGUGUUGGAUUUCAAGAAGGACGUGGGGCUCUGGCACGGAAUCCUAACAAGUGUCAUGAACAUGAUGCAUGUGAUCAGCAUCCCGUACUCACUGAUGAAGGUGAACCCACUCUCCUGGAUUCAGAAGGUCUGCCAGUACAAAGCAAAAGUGGCCUGUGUCAAGUCCAGGGACAUGCACUGGGCAUUGGUAGCACACAGGGACCAAAGAGACAUCAACCUCUCCUCUCUGCGGAUGCUGAUCGUGGCUGACGGCGCAAACCCCUGGUCCAUUUCUUCCUGCGACGCGUUCCUCAAUGUCUUCCAAAGUAAAGGCCUGCGCCAGGAGGUGAUCUGUCCCUGUGCCAGCUCGCCAGAGGCCCUCACGGUGGCCAUCCGGAGGCCCACGGAUGACAGCAACCAGCCCCCAGGCCGGGGCGUCCUCUCCAUGCACGGGCUGACUUAUGGGGUCAUCCGAGUGGACUCGGAAGAAAAGCUGUCUGUACUCACUGUGCAGGACGUCGGCCUAGUGAUGCCUGGAGCCAUCAUGUGCUCCGUGAAGCCGGACGGGAUCCCUCAGCUGUGCAGAACGGACGAGAUCGGGGAGCUCUGCGUGUGCGCGAUUGCUACCGGCACAUCCUAUUACGGCCUCUCGGGCAUGACCAAGAACACCUUCGAGGUGUUCCCCGUGACGAGCUCCGGAGCCCCAGUCAGCGAGUACCCCUUCGUCAGGACAGGCCUGCUGGGCUUUGUCGGCCCUGGGGGGCUUGUCUUCGUGGUGGGCAAGAUGGAUGGGCUCAUGGUGGUCAGCGGGCGCAGACACAAUGCCGACGACAUCGUAGCCACAGCGCUGGCCGUGGAGCCCAUGAAGUUCGUCUACAGGGGCAGAAUAGCUGUGUUCUCGGUGACCGUCCUGCAUGACGAGAGAAUAGUGAUCGUGGCCGAGCAGCGGCCCGACUCCACGGAGGAGGACAGCUUCCAGUGGAUGAGCCGGGUGCUCCAGGCCAUCGACAGCAUCCAUCAAGUCGGGGUUUAUUGCUUGGCCUUGGUUCCUGCAAACACCCUCCCCAAAACCCCGCUCGGUGGGAUCCAUUUGUCAGAAACAAAGCAGCUUUUCCUGGAGGGCUCGCUUCACCCCUGCAAUGUCCUGAUGUGCCCCCACACUUGUGUCACAAACCUGCCUAAACCUCGACAAAAGCAGCCAGAAAUUGGCCCUGCCUCUGUGAUGGUGGGGAACCUGGUGUCCGGGAAGAGGAUUGCGCAGGCCAGCGGCAGAGACCUGGGCCAGAUAGAAGACAACGACCAGGCCCGGAAGUUCCUGUUCCUCGCGGAGGUCCUGCAGUGGAGGGCCCAGACCACCCCCGACCACGUCCUCUACACGCUGCUCAACUGCAGGGGUACAAUAGCCAACUCGCUGACGUGUGUCCAGCUGCAUAAACGAGCAGAGAAGAUAGCCGUGAUGCUGAUGGAGAGGGGGCGCCUGCAGGACGGAGACCACGUUGCUCUCGUCUACCCACCAGGAAUAGACCUUAUCGCAGCAUUUUACGGUUGCCUGUACGCAGGCUGUGUGCCAAUCACCGUCCGCCCGCCACACCCACAGAACAUCGCAACGACGCUGCCCACGGUGAAGAUGAUCGUGGAGGUGAGUCGCUCUGCCUGCUUAAUGACAACACAACUGAUCUGUAAAUUGUUACGGUCCAGGGAGGCAGCUGCAGCCGUCGAUGUCAGGGCGUGGCCCCCCAUACUGGACACAGAUGAUUUGCCAAAGAAGCGGCCAGCCCAGAUCUACAAGCCCUCCAACCCGGACACGCUGGCUUACCUGGAUUUCAGCGUAUCCACGACUGGAAUGCUAGCUGGAGUGAAGAUGUGUCACGCAGCCACCAGUGCCUUCUGCCGAUCCAUUAAGCUACAGUGUGAGCUCUACCCCUCUAGAGAAGUGGCCAUCUGCUUGGACCCUUACUGUGGACUUGGGUUUGUCCUGUGGUGCCUCUGCAGCGUGUAUUCUGGGCAUCAGUCCAUUCUCAUCCCGCCUUCAGAGCUGGAAACCAACCCUGCCUUGUGGCUCCUCGCCGUCAGUCAGUACAAAGUUCGGGACACGUUUUGCUCCUAUUCGGUGAUGGAACUUUGUACCAAAGGGCUGGGGUCGCAGACAGAAUCCCUCAAGGCACGAGGGCUGGACUUGUCCCGUGUGCGGACGUGCGUGGUGGUAGCAGAGGAGCGGCCUCGAAUAGCACUCACCCAGUCCUUCUCAAAACUGUUCAAAGACCUGGGCCUCCACCCGCGGGCUGUCAGCACCUCGUUUGGCUGUCGAGUGAACCUAGCCAUCUGCUUGCAGGGGACCUCAGGACCUGAUCCAACCACCGUCUAUGUUGACAUGAGAGCUCUGAGACACGACAGAGUCCGUCUAGUAGAAAGAGGGUCCCCUCACAGCUUGCCGCUUAUGGAAUCAGGAAAAAUCCUUCCGGGCGUUCGGAUCAUAAUUGCCAAUCCAGAAACAAAAGGACCAUUGGGAGACUCGCACCUGGGUGAGAUCUGGGUACACAGUGCCCACAACGCCAGCGGUUACUUCACUAUUUAUGGAGAUGAGUCCCUCCAGUCAGAUCACUUCAGCUCAAGAUUAAGUUUUGGAGACACCCAGACCAUCUGGGCACGGACCGGCUAUCUGGGGUUCCUGCGGAGAACCGAGCUGACGGAUGCAAAUGGAGAGCGUCACGACGCCCUGUACGUGGUGGGAGCCCUGGACGAAGCCAUGGAGCUGCGCGGAAUGAGGUACCACCCGAUAGACAUCGAGACCUCCGUCAUCAGAGCCCACAAAAGCGUCACGGAAUGUGCUGUGUUCACCUGGACAAAUUUGUUGGUGGUUGUGGUUGAGCUUGAUGGGUCAGAGCAAGAAGCCUUGGACCUGGUCCCCUUGGUGACCAACGUGGUCCUGGAGGAGCACUACCUGGUGGUGGGGGUGGUGGUCGUGGUGGACAUCGGCGUCAUCCCCAUCAACUCCCGGGGAGAGAAGCAGCGGAUGCACCUGCGAGACGGGUUUUUGGCAGACCAGCUGGAUCCCAUCUACGUGGCUUACAACAUGUAGCCUUGUCUCUGGCUCCCGCAGACUUCUCUAGAGAUGUAAACGUUUUCCUUAGUGUCAGUAAAGCGUGCAGAAGCAAGGGCGACAUUCGCCGGAUGGAGCCAGUGUCACACGGUGGAGUGGAGACGUCCCCGGCAGUCCUGACGGGCACGGGCGAGAUGGAGACGUGAGUUGUCACCGAGGUUUGCUCAGAAGGGCCUCCCAUUACUGCCUUCGGUUUGCUGGAAAAGCCCAUUUCGAAACAUUUUUCUUUCUUUCCUUCUUUUUUGUUUUUUUAGUUAUUGGAUAAUAAGUGCUUUCUUCGUAAAUGUGGUAUUUUGUUAAGCCAAAAUAGCAAUUAAAAAAAUAUUCUGCCCUCCAGAUGGGUUCUUUUAAACAGUUUUAUGUAGUGUGACAAAGAAUUGUUUUCUCUGUUUUAAUGUGUCAUGAAAUCUUAAUGACAUGGACCUGUUACUAAUUUAAGCCAUUGCUAGAUCUCAUCCUUUUAGGAAAGUCUGUUGAGGUACGAGAAAACCUUCCAAAUAGCACCUUCCAAUUAGAGCUUAGCAGCUUUCUCUGUCAGACCGUGCUGAAGAAACAGAGGCCCACCCGCGGCCUCUGGCAUUAGCGUAGAACGAGAAGAAAUUAUAAAUAAGGUGUAUUUCAGCAAUUAUCUUGCAGAUAUCUUUGUACUAAACUAAAAAGAUAAAAUAAGUUAACUUCUUCAGAUGUAAUUAUGUACAAAACGUUUAAUUUAUUUUGAUCUCUUUAGAAGUAUAAAAAGAGAAAACAUUCAAGAAUAUUAACGUCUUGUAAUGUUUGCUAAUAUAAAAGAAGUGUUGUAUUAUCUUGCGUGGAUAGUAUCACAACAAAUAUAUAUAUAUGAAAUAUAAAUUCACUAAUGAACAAAGGAGAUUUUAAAGUUUAAAAUGCAGAACCUGUCACUUUGCAUGGUGUCCCCUCCACUGUGUGUAGAUAAGAGAGGUUCUCUCACAUCCGCUCUGCUGAUGGGAGCCACCGGUUGCCAGAGACCAGCCAGUGAAACGACCGGAAGUUAUCUCGGAGACGGGGAGGGAUGUGGGGCGAGCUGGGCCUGUGUUUCCUUUGCUGCGAGAGCAACACUGGAUGGUGUUACCAGCACGUGCUCACUGCCCUGGGCACGCUCAGGGAGGCAGGUGGCCGACAGCCCUGUUCUCUGAGCUGCAAGAGUUCGUUGCACAAUGUUUUUCAUCAUUUUUGUUAGCGUCACCCUCUUUCGGUCCUUGCUAUGAAAAGGAAUGAGAUUCUGUGAUCAUUGGCACCCGGUUGCGUUGCUUCCCCUCAGACAGCCACUGUGUGGAGUGGACAGAGUGUCCAAAACAGCAUUAAGGGAAAAGACUCACAUAGGAGAUCGUCACUUCAGCCAGCUCUCAAGGGUCCCCCAGCCCGCGUGAGCAGAGCCCACAGGGACCCCCGAACCAGCUGCCCGGGACUCCCCAUAGCGCCACCGGCCGGAGCGAGAAAGCCUCACAGCUGCCUUCACGCUGACACCUGCGGAUCACACGUGUCUGGUCCCCGUCUCUCGCUGCUGCCUCCCAGGUCUUCUCAUUGCCAGGGCUCAUCUGUGCACACCUUGAUGGAAUCGGGCCGCCUGUGUCCCGCCAAGAGGAGGUGUCAGCCACCCAAGCGUGACUCAUUUGAUCAUUGCCGACGGCCCUGCAGGCUCUGUCGCUCGCUGUGCAUGACCACGGCGGCGGCCACGCGCCGUCUCCUCCCACCGCCCGCAACCUCUCCCUCCGCCCGCUGUGCGCCAGCAGUAAGCCCUUUGCUAAGAGGGGGUUUUGUUUGACUUCUAAGAUCCAAGGCUAAUUGUUUUUUAAAAAUUGAAGUGGCAUAUUUUUUUAAAUGUGUCUGCAUGUGGGAUGCAUCCUUCCAUCACCACAUAUCAUUUGGCUUUUACGAUAUCGUUUGACUUCAUUGCUGUGUGUGACUAUUUCUUUACGUGCUUCAGAUACACAUUCCUACAGUCCUCUGCUUCCUCCAGGGAAAACCCACCACACACAGAAAAAAGACAUUUUUUUCGCACUCACCCACCUUGUUUAAGGGAGGGGGGUUGAAGGUUUCCGGUAAGACACUGAGUGGGACACACAGCUGCAGGAUAGUUUGUGAGGCCCAGCUGAGGUUGGAAGCGGCAAGGCAGGUGUCACUCCAAACAUGACCCCCUCCUUCCCCAGAUCAGCUCCCAGGCCAGGCUGCGAGGGUGUGGAAGCGGUCAGUGACAUCUUGUCACCUCUGGUAUCAGAGUUGAGGUCCGAAGGGUUGGGGGCUGGGGUGGAGGCUCAGCUGUGCAAGGAAAAGGAAAGGAAACACUUAGCACCACCGCUCAGCAACACAGAAGGAUCGUUCUGCAUUCGCUAUUGCACUGUAGAUAAAUCACUCAUGGGAAUGUAACAGAUGUUUGUCUUGUGACCUUGUGCUUUUGAAGUCAGACAAAACCGUGUGAUCAACUUGCACAAAGGAGGGUACACAAUGAACAUUGAAACACAGACCUGACCCAACAGGGCGGCUUCCUCAUGGUGCUUGUUUAUUAUAUAUAUUUAACCCUGCUUGACACUUUACCCCAGGGAAACCGUCCCUUUUAUCAGUUGAAUGUUAGCAGCGUUAUUUCAUAGAGUGUGGUGACUGGUUAGAGAAAUCCAUGUACUCAGCCAAUCACGGUUUCAAACAAAAUUUUUAUGUGCAAAGGACGGCAACCUUCUCGUAUGUUAAACCACCAGUAAGCUUUGUACAUCUGUGAUAACGCCUGUUUUAUAUUCAAAUGAACAAAUAAAAGCUUUUAUUUUUGUUGCUCUGAAAAUAGCAGUUUCUUAAUUGGUCCCCUGGAAAACUGUCUGGGACAGCUUCAAUCCUAGGAAGGAGUGAGUCCUACAAGGAAAUGGGAAAUGUAUCUGACUCUGUUUACAUAAUUUGUUGCAUUACUUCCUAGUACAGCUAAUCAUACUUGGAACAAUGUUUAAAUUUUGA